AUGUCGGCUUUGUCUUUCAACUUCGCUGUUCUGAAGUUCUGCGGACUCUGGAGACCCAGAGACUGGCCAGUCUGCUGGAAAACUCGUAUCUACACAGCCUACACUUCGCUGAUAGUCCUUCUGAUUUUCUCCAUGACUAUCAUGGAGUUCAUCGAUCUUGUACAGCAUUUUUCUGACGCGGAAGAUUUCACCAGCAGCGCGUUCAUCAUGCUGACGAUGCUCUGCAUUUGUGGAAAAGUCAUCACCGUUUUGGGGUACCGCGAUCGCAUUAUUCGGCUGCUUGAUACCUUGAACAGUGAUUAUUUUGCGGUACACAGUGACCAGGACAAGGAAACUCGCGAAUACUUCGAUCAGUUAAUCAAAUUUCGAACAAAAAUUUACGCAAGAAUAACACAAGUUGGAAUAGUUAUGAUUGUUGGAGGAUCGAUUGUGACUGAAUUACCUCAAGGAAUACUGCCCUACCAUGCAUGGUACCCAAUAAAUUUGACGACACGCACAAAAUUGACGAUUGCUUUCGCGCAGCAGCACUUUAUCCACAGCAUUGGGGCCAUUAUAAAUAUUUCUUACGACACAUUGAUUCCUGGAAUAAUGCUGGAGAUUUGCGCGCAAUUGGGACUGUUGAAGAACAGGUUCGAAUUAGUCACCAAAUUAGUUAAGGCUAUGCGUGUUAAUAAGGAAGAACUCAAUGAGAAUGUUGUUUUUGUCGAAACAAAAAAUAUUUCUCACUGCAUUCGCCACCACCUUUUGAUUUAUGAGUUUGUCGAAGAAGUAAACAAAGUUUUUGGGCCGCUGAUUUUAAUGCAGUACAUGGCAAGUUCAAUUGUUCUAUGCGCCUGCGUUUUUAGAUUGGCCGGUAUGAGCCUGAGUGACCCGUUGUUUGUUUCUUUUUCGAUGUACAUUGCUGCUAUGGGGUCCCAGAUUUUUAUUUUGUGCUACGCAGGGACGGAUGUUACUGAAGAGUGUUAUAAAUUCAAUAUUGGGAUCUACGAAUCAAAUUGGGAUUGCUUGAGUGUAUCAGGUCAAAAAAGCAUAUUAUUCAUGAUGAAGCGCAAUGUAAAGCCUAUUAUUUUCUCAUGUAUAAGCAUCAUAGAAAUUUCCGUCGAUUCCUUCAUCAAACUUAUCAAGCUUUCAUACUCGGCGUUCAAUUUCCUUCAACAGUCAUCCUAG
This is a messenger RNA of Cotesia congregata, 1167 nucleotides long. The record is from the annotation of a GenBank genome assembly. Lineage: Eukaryota; Metazoa; Arthropoda; Insecta; Hymenoptera; Braconidae.